GAAACAACAGGAUCUUCUCCACUGACUCCAGAACUGAUCCAGGUUCCUCUAGCUCCACAGAAGACACAGUCACCCCUAGAGGAGAAUGACAGCCAGUCCUGGGGUGUCACUGAGAAGUCUAACCUUUCUGGACUAUCUGCUGUAGCUCCAUCCAGGAAUCUGCUCGGAUACAGAGAGAAGUCAGCCCCUUAUCCUAUAGAUCACACUGAGGAGCGCACAAUCAUGCAGCACCCCCUGGAUAUUGGGGCUCACUACUUCCCACAUGAAACCUUUGCUGAUCACAGGUCUCAUCGAUACAGGAGCUUCAUGAUCGAAGAGAUUUUAACAGAUCAUCAGGACCCCAAAACUGCCCCUCCAACAGGGGAGCUGCUCAAAUUUGGGGUACAGGCCCUGCUCUCUACUAGACCUUACCACAACCACCUGGCUCUACUGAAGGCAGAACAGGCUUCCAUGUUCAAGUUCCCCCUCAGCCCCUUAAGCUGCCCCGGUCUGAGCUCCCCCAUAAGCUCUGCUCUUCUGGCUGCCAGCCAGGGUCUCCAAGGAGGGUCAGGGUCUCCUCACCACCACCUGCCACUAGAACUGCACCUCAGGGGGAAAUUGGAGGCAGGGAUUUCAGAACAGGGCAGCAAGGCCAAGAAGGGCAGAAGAAGCCGGACAGUAUUUACCGAGCUGCAGCUGAUGGGACUGGAGAAGAGGUUUGAGAAGCAGAAAUAUCUCUCCACACCUGACAGGAUAGACCUGGCAGAAUCUCUGGGCCUCAGUCAGCUCCAGGUGAAAACAUGGUAUCAAAACCGGCGCAUGAAAUGGAAGAAAAUAGUUUUACAAGGUGGGGGACUUGAAUCCCCAACUAAACCCAAAGGUCGCCCUAAGAAGAAUUCCAUCCCGAGCUGCGAGCAGCUUUCAGAGCAGGAGAGAGCAAAGGAGGCAGAGAAACAGCUGGAGGAGCUGCACUCACCUUGUGAGGUCAAUCAGGAGGAGUAGGAGACCCCAUGGUGGUAUGGCGGAAAUGAGCAGAGGAGCCCGCUGAUUUACCCUGCAGAGGACAUUGCCCUGGAGAACCCAUUGGUACUUACCUCCAGGAUGAGAAGGGUACUUAAGAUGGAGCAUGUCACAAAGUGGUUUACUCAGAAGCACUGGGACUUAAUGUAAAGCAACACAAGACUUAUACAAGAGGUGCACAGAAAGGUUCCAAGGAACAGAGACACUUACCUACUGUAUGGUCCAGACCAUACACUAAAGACUUUGAAGAAGCCUGUAUUAUGGGAUCUCAGGCCACAGCUUAGCUAAUAUGUUGGCCCCCAUUGGUACAAAACCCCUUUAAUUAUUCUGAUUACAGAAUGUGGAUUUUUUUAAUAUAUGGAAAUAGGGAUUUAAGUUACAGAUUCCAACAUUUGUUAUCUGACCUGAAGAUACAGUAAGACAAGCUGAGUGACAACAAGGGUUAGUAGACUAAUCUUCCUUGUCCUUUCUAUUUAAUAUUCUAUUUGUAUGCGCUGUGU
Bufo gargarizans (Asiatic toad) is the source of this 1499-nucleotide messenger RNA. RefSeq names its product BARX homeobox 1 (gene BARX1). Gene Ontology annotation, molecular function: RNA polymerase II transcription regulatory region sequence-specific DNA binding; DNA-binding transcription factor activity, RNA polymerase II-specific. The record is from RefSeq and is a predicted model, not a curated record. Bases 223 to 981 code for a protein of 252 amino acids. Gene Ontology annotation, biological process: regulation of transcription by RNA polymerase II. The transcript is spliced from 4 exons. Lineage: Eukaryota; Metazoa; Chordata; Amphibia; Anura; Bufonidae. Gene Ontology annotation, cellular component: nucleus.